AUGCUUUUAGUUUUUAAUUAUUUUUCCCCCUUUAUCUCCUCUCUUUUUCCUGAUCUUUGUUCUCCGUUAUCGUUGUCUUCUUUUUCUGUAAUCAUUUUUUUUUUCAAAUUCAUUUUGUCUCAUUUCUUUCUUUUUCUCUAUUCUGUUUCUUUUUUGCUCUUUCUUUUCUUUUUUUCACUUUAUCUCAAGAGACAAGAUGAAGCCGGAUAUGGCGUAUAUCUUUUCUCAUCCCUCUUUCUUCCUCUCUUUCCUCUCAUUUCUUUCUUUCUCUCCCUCCUUCUUUUACUCUAUCUUAAUCCUUUUUCUCUCUGUUUUUUCCUCUCUUUCCCUUCCCACAUUCAUUCCCUUCUUUCUCUCUAUCUUCCUUUUUCUCCCACUUUUUACUUUCUUUACCCUUCUCACUUUCUUUCUCUUCCUCCUUCUUUCUCUCUAUCUUCAUCUUUUUCUCCUUCUUUCUUCCUCACUUUUACCUUCCCACUUUCUUUCUCUCCCUCCUUCAUUCUCUCUAUCAUAAUGCUUUUUCUCCCUAUUCUUUCCUCUUCUCACUUUCUUUUUCUCUAUCUUAAUCGUUUUUCUCCUUUUUUUCCGCUCUUUCCCCUUCCCUCUUUCUUUCUCUUCCUCCUUCUUUCUCUAUUUUCAUCUUUUUUCUCCUUCUCCUUUUAUCUAACCUUUCUUUUCCUCUUUUUCUCUCACUAA
Molecule: messenger RNA, 696 nt
Organism: Acanthosepion pharaonis
Lineage: Eukaryota; Metazoa; Mollusca; Cephalopoda; Sepiida; Sepiidae
Source: the annotation of a GenBank genome assembly